GUUUUUUGCUCCUCUCACUUCUCUUGAAGGAUGAGGUCCCUGAAACAUCUCAAACAUCACACCAGGAGUAAUGUGGAAGAGCAGGAAGUUCCUCUGGUUCGCUGCUAUUCUAAAGUGAUGGAGCAUGCAGUGGAUGUCGGCACUCAGACUGACCCAGUGGUGGUCCUGUCCCUGGCCCAGGCUGCUGUGCUGGGACUCAUAUCACAGAAUGAAAUCUUUGGAGCCACAAUUGCCCCAAACGGUUUCUACAUGGGAGAGGGACGUGAAGGCCCUGCUCCUCCUGCAGACUCCAUGGAGUAUGAAUAUGCAGAUCAGCUAAUUGGAGCCAAUGGAGACUAUCUAUCCGAGCCUCACGGGGAGAACAGGAGGCCAGAAGGUCUCUACGGGGCAGAACGCAGGCGCCCAGGGCCCCGUGGGAGGAUCAAGAGGCCCUUGAGUAAAGGAGAACCAGAGGAGUCCACAGAGAGGUCUCCGGACACACCGAGUCAGGUGAAAGGAGAGAGGCCUGAGUUCUCUAGCCCAUGUUAUCUCUCGAAUCCCCAGGAAACUGACAAUGAGCCAGAAGUGUUGGACCUAACACCUCAAAGAGUGCCAAUGAAAGAAGAGCAGUGUAACAAAGGCUACCCUGAGCCCUCGAGGGAGCCAGCCAGCCAACAGGUUGACUCUGACACUCAGACGCAAGCCCACCAAAGCCCUGUGGGGCAUGGAAAAGCUUUGGUGGAGUCCUCUGUGAAAGGACGGGGAAAAGAGGAGGAACAGGAAGAAGAGGAGGAGGAAGUGGAGGAGAGAGCACUGAACCUGAAAACCACAGAGGAGGAUGUGAGCCCAGCAAUGAGGCGCUACUAUGAGUCCAGUGUGACAGCAUAUGAGGCUGCUGAGAUGGGCCUACCGGGAGACUAUGAGGAGGGUGGCCAGACCAUGAUGUGGACGGAGGGUGAGAACUCCUUGGGUAGACGGAUGCAGAUCGACCGGCUAGAUAUCAACGUGCAAAUCGACGAAUCAUACUGUGUGGAUGUGGGUGAAGGCCUGAAACGCUGGAAGUGCCGCAUGUGCGAGAAGUCCUACACUUCGAAGUACAACUUGGUUACGCACAUCCUUGGUCACAAUGGCAUCAAACCACAUGAGUGUCUGCAUUGUGGAAAGCUCUUCAAGCAGCCCAGCCACCUUCAGACGCAUCUGCUAACGCACCAGGGGACGCGGCCACACAAGUGCACCGUCUGCAAGAAGGCCUUUACCCAGACGAGUCACCUUAAACGGCACAUGUUGCAGCAUAGCGACGUCAAGCCUUACAGCUGCCGCUUCUGUGGCCGAGGAUUUGCCUACCCCAGUGAACUACGUACUCAUGAGACCAAGCAUGAGAGCGGCCACUGUCAUGUCUGCACGCAGUGCGGCAUGGAGUUCCCCACUCACGCCCACCUCAAGCGCCACCACGUCAGCCACCAGGGCCCGAUGACUUUUCAGUGCACCGAAUGUCAUAAGUCCUUCGCCUACCGUAGCCAGCUCCAGAACCAUCUGAUGAAGCACCAGAAUGUGCGUCCCUAUGUCUGCUCGGAGUGCGGCAUGGAGUUCGUGCAGAUCCACCACCUGAAGCAGCACAUGCUUACACACAAGGUACUGACACAGCAGGCCCUCGAACACAAGGGUAUGAAGGAAUACAAAUGUGAUGUUUGUUCUCGCGAGUUCACUCUAUCUGCCAACCUGAAGCGACAUAUGCUGAUUCACACCAGUGUGCGCCCUUUCCAGUGCCACGUCUGCUUCAAGACCUUUGUUCAGAAGCAGACGCUUAAAACACACAUGAUUGUCCACUUGCCUGUGAAACCUUUUAAGUGCAAGGUGUGCGGGAAGUCCUUCAACAGAAUGUAUAACCUGCUGGGUCACAUGCACCUUCAUGCCGGUAGCAAACCCUUCAAGUGUCCUUACUGCACCAGCAAGUUCAAUUUGAAGGGCAACUUGAGUCGACACAUGAAGGUGAAACAUGGAAUCCUGGACACCUCAACCGAAGGACAAGAUGCCCUGCCUCAUGCGGAGGGUCAGGAAGAUUACGAGGAAGAGAGCUUUGAUUACAGUGAGAGGGAGAAUCUAGCCAGCAACAACGCACAAGAUUUGGCGAAACUCGCCAAAAUUAGCUACUACAACUACACUAAGGUUGCUGCUCGCUACAACACAACUUAAGCAGCUGACUGAGACACAAAAAUGUGGUUUAAGAGGAAAAAUGACUGUCACGGUCAUUUCUGUAGUACUCUUGGCUCUGACAUGAGCCACUGAGGAAAUAGCCAUCAUGAAGUGGAUGUGCACUGGAUGCCAUUUUGACUCUGUGAAACAAAAGUGAUAGCAGACUGAAACUUAAUUUUAACAAUGUCAUUUCACAUUAGAAACCAUCCUGAACAAUAAAGGACUGUGUGUGUAGAUGCUUUUGCCCAUCACAGUGCAGUUCUUGAGAAGGAUAUCAUUUAUAAGUCACUUUCAAUGGUGCAGUGAAACAAUAUGCACAGAUGUAAGAAGUCACUUAAUCUAUACAGACAAUCCACAGCUCUUUAAAACCGAGACAAACAAGACCUAAGGCAUGGGAUAGUUCACCCCAAAAAUGAAUAUUUUGUCAUCAUUUACUAACCUUCAUGAUGAUAACCAAACUGUUGCUGGUAACCACUAACCAAUGGCAUCCAUA
Messenger RNA from Sinocyclocheilus rhinocerous, 2665 nucleotides. Its product is annotated as zinc finger protein 710-like. Gene Ontology annotation, biological process: regulation of transcription by RNA polymerase II. Gene Ontology annotation, molecular function: RNA polymerase II cis-regulatory region sequence-specific DNA binding; DNA-binding transcription factor activity. Lineage: Eukaryota; Metazoa; Chordata; Actinopteri; Cypriniformes; Cyprinidae. The coding region runs from base 31 to 2172 and encodes 713 amino acids. Gene Ontology annotation, cellular component: nucleus. The transcript is spliced from 5 exons. The record is from RefSeq and is a predicted model, not a curated record.